UUUGCUCAGCGCUAAAGGGAUUCCACACGCCGCCCCGUAAAUCUAGGCUCUUUGGUUGGGCAGCUAUCAUGGCAUGCCAUAAACCAUGCAAGUUGCCAGGGGGAAAGUAUCUUGGUUCUUACUGUGUCCAUUCGAUGCCGGCGCCAGGCUGGGUCCUGCGGACCGAGAGCACAGGUUUAGACGGGUCCCGAGGCCCAUGGCUCGCAUGAUAUAAAUCGGGCCACGCAACAAGAUAUGCUCUGUCCCCGUUGCCUGCUGUCUUUAUUCGUUUGUGCCCCCAACAACUGUAGCCUCACUAGUUUAUUUCUUAUAUCUUGACAAGAUGGCUCAAGGCAAAGUUGUCCUCACCGGCGCGACCGGCUUUCUCGGCUCUGCCAUCCUCAUCGACAUCCUUAAGGCCGGCUACGAGGUGAACAUAGCUGUGCGCAGCGAGUCCAAGGCCAAGUUCGUCCGGGAAGCACCCGCCAUCGCCUCCCUCGGGAAGGACUCGGCAUGCAAGUACUUCAUCGUCCCGGAUCUCACCACCGAGGGAUGUCUGGAUGAGGCCACGGCUGGCGCGGACAUGGUCAUCCACUGUGCCAACCCAAUGCCGUUCACAGACGGAGACGCGGAGAAGGAUAUCAUCCAGGCCGUCCAGUGCACCCUGCAGGCCCUCGAGAGCGCCAAGAAGGCCGGCACAGUGAAGAGGGUAAUCAUCCUCUCGUCGGUCGGCGCCUUUGCCGGGCCAGAUCUGGUCGGGGGUUCAUACGUCCCUCAUGAGGAGAUCUUGGUCGGCGAGAAGAUCAACGACGACUUCGGGCCACCAUUCGUCAACCCGCUUGUCGCAUACUGCGCGGCCAAGACGGCCGCCCUGAAGCGGUCACUCGAGUGGAUGGAGAAGGCCGUCGCCGAGGGCACCGUCAACUUCGACCUUAUCAACCUGGCGCCCUGUUACAUCUUCGGAAAGGUGCCCCUGGCCACAAGCGUCAAGGAUAUCAUGGUAACCAGCAACUCGGUGAUCCUGCCUCUGUUAACGGGCGCGGGACGCUCGCCGGACGGGAAGCCCGGCCCAGCAACGCUGUGCGGCGGCUUGACCAUUGACGACUUCGUGAAGACGGCUCACCAGAGCCUGGACCUGGACAAGGUUAAGACGCCGAGCUCUGGGCCCAGCAAGCACAUCGCCACAUUUGUGUUUUCAUCCAGGUUCAAGUGGAACGAUGUCUUCCCGAUCCUGGCUAGGAAGUGGCCUGAGGAGGUCAAGAAGGGAAUCCUGGCUGGCGAGGGUGAUUACCCUUCGAAGCCGAGAAUUGGUUUCGCUAUGGAGGACUUCAGAAAAACUUUCGGCUUCGAGAUGUCAGAUGUCGAGACCAUUCUUGAUGGCGUGGUUCCCCAUUAUUUGGAGAUGUUAGAGAAGGAUAAGUCCGUAUCGGCAGCCGCUUGAGUAAUUGAUUGGUCACAGCCCAUAGCUUAGCGGGUGUUGUUGUACGUAAGCACGCACGAGCCAGCUUUUCCAGCUACCAAUACAAAAUUUCUAUCCAAG
This is a messenger RNA of Diaporthe batatas, 1519 nucleotides long. RefSeq lists its product as uncharacterized. Gene Ontology annotation, molecular function: oxidoreductase activity, acting on the CH-OH group of donors, NAD or NADP as acceptor. Bases 323 to 1420 code for a protein of 365 amino acids. The transcript has a single exon. NCBI's taxonomy places the organism in Eukaryota, Fungi, Ascomycota, Sordariomycetes, Diaporthales, Diaporthaceae. The record is from RefSeq and is a predicted model, not a curated record.